GUGCAACCGGUAGCUAGCUAGGUCAAAUGGACAUGUCUCUUUAUCGAAAGAAUAAUAACAAUAUUGGACAGUGGUACAACAAUAAUGUAGUUAGCCAUUGGGAGUAGCCAGUUACAGACGAGAUUUUCACUUAACUGACGUUACCUCGCUACAGUAUUUGUACAAGGUAAAGUAGCUAGCUAUUGUCACUCUUCAUGUUUAUUGUUAUUUUUACGCACGAACGUUAGAGUUAGUGCUAGCUAGCUUACGGUAACCUACUACAGUAGCUAGCUACCUUGCUAAUUAGCUACGUUAGCUUGCGGUGCUCGUUUUUUUUGUCAGCUAACGUUAGCGAUACACAACCCAUAGCUAUCAAUGAAGUAUAUGUUAUGGUAGUCAUUUCAAUGUGUAGUCUGCUGACAAUACUCCGGUGUGUAAAUUAUGUCGUUACCAAGUAAAACUCAACUCCACGAUGUAGCUACUUCACAUCAGCGCGGAGUUGAGUUUACUUGUUGGCUAUCCGGGGUGUUGCAAAUGUCAUUAUCAUAACUAACUAACCUAGCCAGCUAGUUCACGUUAGCUAGUUGCCUAUCCAGCUAGCUGAAAGUACCAGUAACUAGCUAACAAAUAAACAACAAGUUAAGUAGCUAGCUAGACACAUAUUUAUUUAGUUUAGCGAAGGUCAAGGUGUCUUAUAUUUAACUUAACUAGCUAAUAAGAAACCAAACUGUCUUCAUCCGUUUAGUUGUUAUUGAUUUACCAGACGUAGUUACCUACUGUGCCGUUAAAUCCUUGGUAAAAGGCCAGGAUAACAGCUUUCCCAGCGUCGCUAAAACCAUUGACAACUGCGUGCGGAUGAAGGGAUUGUUAAAUAAAUGUUAACUAUUUGGUUGUAAUAUCGUCACCUCUUGAAGAGCAUAGUCAGAACUACCCAUGUCCUAUUAUUCCAUGCAAAACAAUCAGCAGAGAUAUACCGUAAGUAACUGCUUUCAUGGUCAGUAAACAAAAUUGAUAAUGUAAUUUCAGGGACUUGAGUGUAGCCUCACUACAUCUCUCAAUACUGAUAACGUUUAUACUUUGCAAUCUACCUACUGUUAGCUGAUAAUGUUUCUACUUUGCAAUCUACCAGUAGAAACUUUGCACAGUUGGUUAAACAUAUAGGUAAGUAGACCUAAAGUAAUUUUCUUUUCCAACUAACGUAACGUUACAUGCUGACCACACUGCCCGCUUCGCGUGCGUUGCAAAAUAAAUUUACACAUACAUGUUAUUCAACCAUUGCACCCACACUGCUCAUGAGCGUAUGUGUAGCCAGGCUCUAAAAUAGACUUUGGUUCUAUUUGUAACAUGCAGUGUUGCCAAUUUAGCGACUUUGUCGCUAUAUCUAGCGAGUAUUCAGACCCCUCUAGCGACACAUAAAAAAUAAAAAAAAAUCGACUAGCGACUUUUUCUGGUGUUAUUGGAGACUGAGGUGAAAGCACGUAUCGUUCUUACUCUUCUCAAUUAGCAGCGGGUGCUGCCAUGGGCCCCACACCCGUCCCAAAGCACUCACAGGCGGCCCAGUCCUCGCGCAGCAGCCAGUUGCAAUCAGAGCAGGAGCUGUUCAUCCCUCCUGGUCCAGACUGCAAAUUAAUAGCGCAUGCGGGAAGCAGUCGCUGGCUGAUCCCGCCCUAGCUUACAUUCAGGGCGGGAUGUAAAUGUAAAAUGUUCUUUGUCUAAAAUAAAUCACUGCACAAAAAUAAAUCACACAGCCUCAGUCACUUACUCACCUCGUCCACUGUGUGUGUGCCUCUCUGUGACAUAAGCUAAACAUCUAGCUGGCUAGCUCAUCAUGUCUCAGUCUAAACUGUACACUAAAAAAUACAGAAAGGAGUGGGAAUCAAACCCGGAAUUCAAAGGCUGGUUGAAGCCGUUUAUUGGAGAUGAUACACGGGCAUACUGCCUGUAUUGUAAGGCUGAUUUCUACGCCAAACUUAGUGAUGUAAAAAAAACACAUGACAACUCAAAAACAUACUCAAAAGGCAAAGACUUAUAACAGUUCCACCCAAAACAAGCUGCCAUUUAUGGUUUAAAAAAAUUUACUCUGCAAAAAAGGCUGAGGCCACCAUGGCAUUAGCUAUCGCUGAACACUGUUCCAUGCUGGCAUGUGAUCACAUUGGAGAAGCAUGUAGAGCUGCUUUCUCAGACUCCACUGCUACUACCCACUUCAAAAUGCACAGGACAAAGUGUACAGAAAUUAUUAAUGGUGUUCUAGCACCAUACUUUCUGAAAAAGUUGGUCGCAGAUGUAGGUGACCAGCAUUUCAGCCUCCUCCUCGAUGAGUCCACGGAUGUAAGUGUUUCUAAGUACCUGGGGGUUGUGAUAAGGUACUUUAGUGACACCAAGCAGACAAUUGUAUCAACAUUUCUGGGGCUUGUUGAGUUGGAGGUAGGAGAUGCCAAAUCUAUAGCCCGUGCUGUUGUGGCUUUCCCCGAGAAGUGUUGUCUUAAAAAAGAGAAACUCUUGGGGAUAUGGACUGACAAUGCCUCUGUUAUGACGGGGAUUAACAAUGGGGUCCAUAAAGUGCUGAAGGAGGAGUAUGGCCUCAAAGAUCUGGUUCUUAUUCACUGUGUGUGCCACUCGCUGCAGCUUGCUGUAAGUCAUGCUUCCAAUGACACCAUCCCCCGUAGUGUGGAGUACUUGGUACGAGAGACUUAUAACUGGUUUUCAGUGUCUCCAAAGCGCAGGGAGGCCUACAAGGCCAUAUAUGAGACCAUCAACUGUGGGGAGAAACAUUUACAGAUAACCAAGGUGUGUGCCACACGUUGGCUCUCCAUUGAACCCGUGGUUUCACCACGCAUUUUGGACCAGUGGGGGGAGCUUAGGCUGCAUUUCACAGUCACCAAGUCCAGUGAACACUGCUACAUGGCUGAGGUUUUAUACUCCAUGUACAGUGAUCCUCAAAACAUAUUGUAUCUGACUUUUUUGAAGUCAGUGCUGGGUGAGGUACAGUUGGCCAUCAAGUCUUUUGAGGGAGAGCAAGUAGAUCCUCUUAAGCUACUUGACAGCUUGGUUAGCCUGAUCAAGUCUGUGAACAGCAGGGUGCUGAAUCCACUGGCAAAUGUUGAUGUACUCAAAGGGCCAAUAGAUGGAUACAUCAGUCCCAAACCGUACCUUGGUUACCUUUUUGAGUCAAAGGCAGCUGAGCUCCACCUUGCGCCUGAGGAUGAAAAAAAUGUCUGAAAGCGGUGUGUAGCCUUCACCAUCUCCCUCACUAAUGAGUUGAGGGUGAGACUGCUGGACAACAUCGAAGCAUUGCAGUACAUGUCAGUUUUCAAUGUGGAGGAAACUCUAAAGCACAAUAAGAGCCCUGGAGAAAUAGAAAAAAUAGCCAAGCUCCUUGGCUUCUCCCCUGCAGAGAUAGACAAGAUUGUCCAGCAAUGGCAUGCCAUCCAUCUUAGUAAAUGGAAUGAGACAAAAAACACACUCGGCUUCAGGAGUGAGAUUUGGAAGUUGAUAUCAACCCGUUUCAAGAACUUGCCAUGGCUGCCGUGUCUGUGUUGUCCUUGCCACACUUGAAUGCUGAAGUCGAGAGAGUAUUCAGCCAGAUGAGUGUGGUAAAAAGCAAACUUAGAAAUCGGAUGUCCUUGCAGACCCUUAACUCCAUCCUGUACAUUUGAUAUGGACUGAAGCUGUCUGGUGAUGCUUGCUAUGAGCACCAGCUGCCUGAUAAUGUUUUGCAGCUUUUUGGCACAUCAGCUGCUUACUCAUUUCAGUCAGCUCCCUCAGUUGCUGAACCUGCCAUAGAGCGCCUUGACCAAAAUGACGAUGACCCACUCUUUCUGUGAGCCAGCACAGCCUGUGUGUGUGUGGAGGGGGGUCUGGAAAAAAACAACAAUUAACCUGAAUUAGGGCCAGACUAGUUACCAUCAUUUUCUCACAUUGCCAUUGACAGUUUUUUCUAUUGUCUCUUUUUGGUCCAUUUAGAUUGUUCAUGUAGAUUGUAUACAAAAAAAUGUUUAAAAUGUUAUGGUUAAAAAUGUUCAUGUUUUACUGUGACUUGUUGUAGGCUCCUAAGUGGACCAUAAGGUUAAAAACCAAACCAAACUUAAGAAAACGAAAAAAAAAAAAAAAAAAAAAAACAAAGUAACUCCGCCAGAGUGUCUCUUUUGGGUCACUUUUGCUGGUCCCAAGCCUGGAUAAAGGAGGAGGGUUGGAAUUGUGACAUAAAAAAAAACAAGAAUCGACAGAAGGAAGUUCAUUUGUAGUUCUAAACAUAUUUAGGGUGUUUUUUACUCACUUUUUGUCUCUCCCACAACGUUAUUCCUCUCUCCUACAGCGUCCAUCACAAUUACAUGCACAUGGACAAUUAUGCAAAUUAGGUGAUGACAUCAUUUAGCGACUUUUAGGACAGCCAAUAGCUACUUUCCUUACUGAGGAGUUGGCAACACUGGUAAUAUGUCACCUAGACCGCACGCGCGCAAGUAGAUUUUGUCCCCCCACACCAGAAGCGAUCAGGACACACAGGUUAAAAUUUCAAAACAAACUGAACCAGUAAUGUUAAUUUCGGGACAGGUCGAAAAGCAUUAAAUAUUUAUGGCAAUUUAGCUAGCUAGCUUGCUGUUGCUAGCUAAUUUAUCCUGGGAUAUAAACAUUGGGUUGUUAUUUUACCUGAAAUGCACAAGGUCCUCUACUCCAACAAUUAAUCCACAGAUAAAACGGUAAAAGUUAGUUUUCUAGUAAUCUCUCCUCCUUCAGACUUCUUCUUCUUUGGACUUUAUAUGGCGGUUAGCAACCAACUUUAUGGUGCAUUACCAUAAAAUAACCACCCAAUUGUUAUAUCCCAGGACAAAUUAGCUAGCAACAGCAAGCUAGCUAGCUAAAUUGCCAUAAAUGUUUAAUGCUUUUCGACCUGUCCCCAAAUUAAUAUAGUUGGUUCAGAGUUUGUUUUGAUAUUUCAACCUGCAUGUCCUGAUCGUGUCUGGUGUGGGUGGAAAAAUCAACAUGCGCGUGAUGGCGGACGCACGCGGUGUGGUCAGCAUGUUAGGCCUACCCAACGAAGUUAGACAACAUUAUCCCCUUUUCAUUGUUUUUAAGACUGUUUAAUCACGAUUGCUGCUGACAGACAUGAUAGGCUAUAUGUCAAAUUGGCUAGCUAGCUAAUAAGAGAUAACGUCAAUAUAACAAGCUAUCUUUCAGGGGACUAGAUGGCUAUAUUUGCUUGCCGUCUAUAGUGGUGAUGACAGUAGUCCGAUUUACAACUUUACCAGGAGGAGGACAAAACUAUUUUUAACCUGCACUUGAAUGCUGAUGAUACUGUUGUGUAUGCCGUUGACUGGGCUCUAUCUAAACUACUGUUUGCCUUCAUUGUAUUACAGAAAAACUUGAUUGACCUGAAAUUAGUAUUGAAUGCAGGUAAAACUAAGUAUAUGUUGUUCUCCAGAGCGCAUAAAAAUAACUGAUUUAAGCAUAUGUACUUUGGAAGGUGUCAAUAUUAAAUGUGUCCCUGCUUACAAAUAUCUGGGCAUCUGGAUAGAUGAAAUCUGUAUUUUUAAAAGCACAUUGAUGAGUUAGUUAAGAAGCUGAGAAUAAAAAUGGGCUUAUUCUAUAGAAAUAGGUCCUGCCUCUCGCUAAAUAGUACAAAUCAGAUUAUUCAGUCAAAGUUCCUGUCGGUCCUAGACUAUGGCGACAUCAUCUAUGUGAACGCAGAUGCCACUUCAUUAAAGCUGUUAGAUGCAGUUUAUCGUAGCGCACUGUGCAUUAUUAUGGGUCUCUGGGAUGGCUAACUCUGGAAAUUCCUUUGGUCUCUACUGAGUUAGGUAAAUCAGCUUUUAGUUUUCUUUCUGCUUGCAUUUUGUAAUUAUAUUAUAAUGUGUGUAUUUUCUGUAAUUUCUGUAAUUCAGGGCUCAUCUGUAAAAGAGACCUUGGUCUCAGUAUGACUACCUGAUAAAAUAAAGGUUAAAUUAAAAAAACGGUUUUAGCGGAGCAGGGGUUCUACUUGCUCCCCAGCAGCCAAAUCAAAUGCUCUGCACCGUAUUGUGACGUUUUAUUGAUAACGACCUUUAGCCUAGUUAACUAAUUAAUAGGUAUAGGUUUUCUCAAUGUUUUUUUUAAUGGUAUGACCCUACCUUUCCCUAUACCCCAGACAUCGUGCUAAGCGUGUGUUCCUGCUCCUGUGACACAUCUGGCCAACAUGUCCAUGUUCAGCACGGGCAUCCUGGUGCUCACCUCUCCCCUCCACACCCUCCCCCUGCGCAUUGCCCCUGUACUCAGCUCAGCUGCCCAGGUGGUGGAGCGCACCCUCUACGUCCAUCUCCAUCCGGGCCUGAACCUGGGUGCAGGCGGGGGCCAACCCAGGCCUGUCUUCAUCCCGCCCGUGGUGGAUCUGUCCAGCCUUAUCACUGGGCUCUACAGCAAUGCUGCCAACGUGUGCAGCCACCUGGACGUACGAGUGCUCCUCACCAACGUCCGCGCCCAGUCCAACAACUCCUCCAGCCCAGAGACAGGUGGGACAGUGGUAGCGGGUAACCCCUUCCCUUCCCCACAGCCCCUCUCCCACUCCCCCGAGGUGGUGCUAACAGACUUCGCCCUGCAGGACCCAUGCCAGUCCCCGCUGGUGGCCCAGUGUCUGCAGAGGUACGCCGGCCACUGUUACGUCUGCUCGCCCGGCUUGGCCUCAGUGCUGCUCCACCCGCAGCUGCAGAAUCUGGAGGAAGAGGUGGAGAAGGAAGAGAAGGAGGGCCAAAAGGAAGACUGGGAUAGUAGGUCGGACCCCAUGGAGACUUACGGUGAGGUGGUGGUAGGGGGAACGUUCGACCGCCUCCACGGGGCGCACAAGACGCUGCUGAACAUCUCUUGCCUCUUGGCGAACAAGCGGUUCCUUAUCGGGGUGUGUGACCAAGAACUUCUAAAAAGUAAGUGGAAUGAUGAGAAAGGACAAUGGUUGCUGUGUAAACAAGUUUCUUUGGGCAUUAUUAGGUCUCCUUGUCUUCUAUGCAUACACAAGGUAUUGUAUUCCUUACCCCAUAAUGGGCUAUAUAAUCUGAUAUUUUUGAUAAAGGAUUGUCACUGUUAAGAUGACUUUGAAAUUCACUGUGCUCCAGGGUUUCUUCUGGAUCAAAAAGGGUUUUAGGUGUUGGCAGGGAGUGCGGACCGUCGGCGGUGCAACAUUUUAGAGGCCCCCAUCUUGACAAUGUAGAGACAUUUGUGAAUUUUGAAGGCAAUGUUCUGUUAUUCAAAUUCUUGGAGCUGAGAGAAAAUUGUGCAGUUUUAAAGCUAAUUUCCUAUGCAUUUUGCCAUGGCUAAUGCUGUGUUAUUUUGCUCAAACAUAAUACCAAAAUCAAUACUGCAAUAGUUUCUAUUUUGGGGAUUGAUACUUUAUAUCUGGUUUUAGUCGUUUAAGUUUACACUGAAAGCGUUUUCCCAUCACAAAAAUGUAUGAAUUUACAAUGGCAGAAAAAUCCCUGCACUCGACCUUGACAUUGAAGACUGCGGAUUUACGGAUACUUUUGCACGAUAGGGAAAGAAAAUGUUUGAUGUCCCCUCCCCUGCCAUUUUCCUUGCCUCUUCUUCUUCGUCCUCUUCUUCCUCUUCCUCUUUCUCCACCUUCUCUUUCUCUUAUCUUCCUCCGCCUAUCCUCAGAGAAGGUGCUAAAGGAGCUAAUUGAGCCCUACGCCCUGCGGGUGCAGCGUCUCCAAGAGUUCCUGCAGGAUGUCAAGCCCUCACUGCAGUACGAGAUCGUGCCCCUCUCAGACCCCUUUGGACCCUCCGUUAUUGACGCCCAGCUGCAAUGCAUUGUGGUCAGCGAGGAGACCCGCAGGGGAGGCGAGGCUGUGAACAAGAAGCGCCUCGAAAAUGUAAGUGCGCCUUUUACUCUGCAAAGUUAUGGCCAGCCAGGUCUCCCUUGAAAAAUAGGUAUUUUGACCUCAAUGGAACAACCUGAUAUAAUAAACCGUGGCGGACCAUGGAUGGAUAUAAUUUAUAUAUUCUAUAAGUCUCGUGAUGUUGCGCCUCUGGGUUUAGGAACUCUGUGAGUGGGCCCCUCGAUACAGCACAGGCUGAGGGAUGGCUGGCUAUGUAUUGUUUGUGUUACGUCUGGCUGAAUGUAGCCUAUAUAUUCUCUUUGUUAUGUCUGGCUUGGUGUCUGAUGUCUUGUCAUCAACUGUCUGCCCUAUUAGGGUCUUCCAGGACUAGUGCUGCACGAGAUCCAGCUUCUGAAGGAUGCCCACCACACUGAGAUGGAGGAGGAGAAGAUCAGCUCCUCCAGCCUCCGCUCACGCCUCCUAGGGACCCUCCUCACAGACCCAAAAGUACACCCAUUACCCCUCUUCCCUUCCAGCCUGCUCUGGGGUGUCACAUACACCACACUAAUUUAUUUAUACUGGGUAUUUGAGACAGAAAGGGGUAUUGUGUACCCCUGAGAGUAGUUUCAGUUGCUGACACCGGCAAAACAUAGGGCUACUUUCAGUCUUUUUUGUCUCUAUGCAAAAGACAGGGUCUGCGUCCCAAAUGGCACCCUAUUCCCUAUAUCAGGGUUCCCCAACUGGCGGCCGGCGGGCCGAAUUCCGCCCUCGUGUGGUUUUAUUUGGCCCCCAAAGUUUUUAUUUGUAUUUUAUUAUUAUUAUUAUUUUCAUUGUGUGACAUAAGACUAAAAACACCAGGAAAUCAGCUCGAAGUGAUUUUAAUUUUGGAAAUCUGUUCCCACGUAUUCCCAUGCAUAAUAGAAUGGCACGUGAUUGUAGACAAAUGUAAGCAAGGUUUGAAAUGGUUGUUUUAGUCAUAUUAUAUCUGUUUGUGCUUCUUGCGGUCAAUUUGCAGUUUACUAAUUAUUUGUAAUUAUGUUCCGGCCCCCCGAUCAUCCGCUGAUGAAAAAAAUCGGCCCGCGGCUGAAUCUAGUUGAUGAUCCCUGCCCUGUAUAGUGCACUUCUUUUGACUAAGGCUCUGGUCAAAAGUAGUGCAACAUAUAGGAAAAAAGGGGGCCAUUAGGGAUGCAACCACAGCUUUUUCAUAACAAAUGAUAGUUACUACAGCAAGGUUACCAGGGUAGAGAAGGCUAUAUUCAGGGACUCUGUGUCUCUCCUCAAGCUGAAGAAACAUGCUAUUCAUCCAGCUUCGCUAACCGCAAAUGAUCUUUCACAGUGGCAAUUGCAGUCACACGAUAGACUACUAUUCACUGUAAUUGCCAGUGAGUGCUUUGUCAAGUACAUGGUUGGGAUGCAUAAGGUAUCACAAGGCCUGAUUUUCACAAUUCAGUUUCUCUUUAUCUCAUUGUAGUCUAAUUGGACGUGAGUGUUGUCAGUAUAUGAUUGAAUUAUGUGUAUAGUCAGGAUCGUAGAUGUAUGAUAUGUCAGACAUUUAGUGUGAUUAUUUACCACUUACACAUAAGGCCCCAUAUGACUGCUAAUGCAUUUUGAUGCCCCGUUCACCUUCACCCCUAUUGCCGAUCCCCUGUGAAGCAGGACAAGCCCCAUCUCCCACUGGUGCCCUACGUGAUUGGCCUGACUGGGGGCAGCGGCAGCGGGAAGAGCUCCAUCGCCCGGCGGUUGGAGGCCCUGGGUGCGGUCCGCAUCGACAGCGACCAGCUGGGCCACGAAACCUACCGGCCGGGGGAGGUUGCUUACAACAGGGUGCUGGAGGAGUUUGGAUCAGGUGCGGGUGGGUCCUCCGUCCACAUAGCUGACAGAAGCUGUCAUCUUAUUCUGUAUAAUGGAUAAUUUAUUUAACAGAUAUACUGUAAUGCUUUACCCAAAGCAUCUGUUUCAAUGAAUUACUCUUAUCGUUUGCAGAUCUUAUUAAUGAGGACAAAACUAUCAACAGACGCGCACUAGGCAGGAAAGUUUUUGGAAACAAGGUAAUGUUCGUGUAUGGCAUGUGUGAAAUACACCCUGAUAAUAUUUGAGAAAACAUAAAAUGUGAUAAUAUUUUAUGCAAAAAGCAUAUACAAUUAUCUGUAAGGUCCCUCAGUCAAGCAGUGAAUUUCAAACACAGAUUCAACCACAAAGACCAGGGAGGUUUUCCAAUGCCUUGAAAAGAAGGGCACCCAUCGGUAGAUGGGUAAAAAAAACAAAAACUGACAUUGAAUAUCCCUUUAAGCAUGGUGAAGUUAUUAAUUACACUUUGGAUGUUGUAUCAAUACACCAAGCCACUACAAAGAUACAGGCAUCCUUCCAAACUCAGUUGCCGAAGAAAGAAACCGCUCAGUGAUUUCACCAUGACUUUGUUGACUUUAAAACAGUUAGAGUUUAAUGGCUACGAUAGGAGAAAACUCAGGAUGGAUCAACAACGUUGUAGUUACUCCACAAUACUAACCUAAAUGAGUGAAAAGAAGGAAGUCUGUACAGAAUAUCCAAAACAUACAUCCUGUUUGCAAUAAGGCACUAAAGUAAAACUGCAAAAAAAUGUUGCAAAGAAAUUAACUGGGGCAAAUCCAACACAUAACUGAGUACCAUAUUUUCAAGCUUGGUGAUGGCUGCAGCAUGUUAUGGGUAUGCUUGUUACACGGCAAGGACUAGGGAGUUUUUUUAGGAUAAAAAGAAAUGGAAUAAAGCAAAACCCUAGAGGAAAACCUGGUUCAGUCUGCUUUCCAACAGACACUGGGAGACAAAUUCACCUUUCAGCAGGACAAUAACCUAAAACAAAUAUACAAUGGAGUUGUUUACCAAGUCGACAUAGAAUGUUCCUGAGUGGCCUAGUUACAGUUUUGAAUUAAAUGGCAAGACUUGAAAAUGGCUGUCUAGUAAUGAUCAACAACCAACUUGACAGAGCUUGAAUAAUUUUUUUAAGAAUAAUGUGCAAAUAUUGUCCCCAUAUCAAUUUCUCAACCAAUGAAUGUUGUCCAUGUCCAACUGGUAGCCAUCUAGGUGUCUUUAUCGAAAGAAUAAUAACAAUAUUGGACAGUGGUACUGCAAUAAUGUAGUUAGCCAUUUGGAGUACCUAGCUACAGACGAGAUCUUCACUUAAAUGACGUUAUCUCACUGCAGUAUUUGUACAAGGUAAAGUAGCUAGCUAUUGUCACUUCAUGUUUGUUGUUAUUUCUACGCACGAACGCUAGUGUCAGUACUAGCUAGUUUAUGGCAACCUACCUUGCUAGUUAGCUAGCUUGCUCUGUGCUCAGUCUUUUAGUCAGCUAGAGAUAUACUUCAAUGAUAGCUAUGGUUUGUGUAUGUUAUGGUAGUCAUUUCAAUGUGUAGUCUGCUGACAAUACUCCGGGGUUUACGUCGUUAGCCAAGUAAAAUUCAACUCCACGAUGUAGCUACUUCACAUCAACGCAGAGUUGAGCUUUACUUGUUGGCUAUCUGUGGUGUUGCAAAUGUUGUGAUUAUCAUAGCUAACUAACAUAGCUAGCUAACUAACGUUAGCUAGUUGGCUAUCCAGCUAGCUGCAAGUAACUAGCUAACAAAUAAGCUAAACACAUAUUUCCUCAAAUUGUCCUAUUUCUUUAGCAAAGGUCAAGGUGUCUUAUAGUUAGCUUAGCUAACGUUAGCUAGCUAAUAAGAAACCAAACUCUGUUUCUUCAUCCGUUUAGUUGUUAUUGAUUUACUAGACGUAGCUACCUACUGUACCGUUAAGUCCUUGGUAAAAGUCCAGGGGGACAGCUUUCCCUUCAAUAGGUUGUUAUCAGUAAAACGUCACAAUAAGGUGCAGAGCAUUCGAUUUACCUUCUGGGGAGCAAGGAGACCCCCAGCUCCGCUAAAACCAUUGACAACUGCAUGACAUUUUCAAUGGAUUGUUAAAUAAAUGUUAACUAUUUAGUUGUAAUAUCAUCACCACUUGAAGAACAAAGUCAGAACUUCACAUUUCCGAUUAUUCCAUGCAAAACAAUUGCGCACAUUUAUACAGCAAGUAUAAGUUAUACAGCAAGUAACUGCUUUCACGAUCAGUAAACAUCAAUUGAUCAUGUAAUUUCAGAUGCGUGAGGGUAGCCUCACGAUACCGCUCAGUAUUGGCCACCAUUGAUUUGAUAUUUGAGUGAUUAUAAAAUAAAAGUGAACUACAGUGCAUUCGGAAAGUAUUCAGACCCCUUGACUUUUUCCACAUUUUGUUAUGUUACAGCCUUCUUCUUCUACUCAUCAAUCUACACACAAAACCCCAUAAUGACAAAGCAAAAACAUUUUUCUUUACAAAAACGCAAAUAUCACAUUUACACAAGUAUUCAGACCCUUUACUCAGUACAUUAUUGAAGCACCUUUGGCAGCGAUUACAGCCUCAAGUUGUCUUGGAUAUGACGCCACAAGCUUGGCACACCUGUAUUUGGGGAGUUUCUCCCAUUUUUCUCUGCAGGUCCUCUCAAGAUCUGUCAGGUUGGAUGGGGAGCGUCGUUUCACAGCUAUUUUCAGGUCCCUCCAGAGAUGUUUGAUCGGGUUCAAGUCCGGCCUCUGGCUGAGCCACUCAAGGACAUUCAGAGACUUGUCCCGAAGCCACUCUUGCGUUGUCUUGGCUGUGUACUUAGGGUCGUUCUCCUGUUGGAAGGUGAACCUUCGCCCCCAGUCUGAGGUCCUGAGCGCUCUGGAGCAGGUUUUCAUCAACGAUCUUUCUGUACUUUGCUCCGAUCAUCUUUCCCCCGAUCCUGACAAGUCUCCCAGUCCCUGCCGCUAAAAAACAUCCCCACAGCAUGAUGCUGCCACCACCAUGCUUCACCGUAGGGAUGGUGCAAGGUUUCUUCCAGAUGUGAUGCUUGGCAUUCAGGCCAAAGAGUUCAAUCUUGGUUUCAUCAGACCAGAGAAUCUUGUUUCUCAUGGUCUGAGAGUCUUUUAGAUGCCUUUUGGCAAACUCCAAGCGGGCUGUCAUGUGCCUUUUACUGAGGAGUGGCUUCCGUUUGGCCACUCUACCAUAAAGGCCUGAUUGGUGGAGUGCUACAGAGAUGGUUGUCUUUCUGGAAGGUUCUCCCAUCUCCACAGAGGAACUCUGGAGCUCUGUCAAAGUGACCAUCGGGUUCUUGGUCACCUCCCUGACCAAGGCCCUUCCCCCCACCCCCCGAUUGCUCAGUUUGGCCAGGCGGCCAGCUCUAGGAAGAGUCUUGGUGGUUCUAAACUUCUUCCAUUUAAAAAUGAUGGAGGCCACUGUGUUCAUGGGGACCUUCAAUGCUGCAAAAAUAUUUUGGUACCCUUCGCCAGAUCUGUGCCUCAACACAAUCUUGUGUCGGUGCUCUACGGACAAUUCCUUCGACCUCAUCGCUUGGUUUUUGUUCUGACAUGCACUGUCAACUGUGGGACCUUAUAUAGACAGGUGUUUGCCUUUCCAAAUCAUGCCCAAUCAAUAUAAUUUACCACAGGUGGACAUCAAUCAAGUUGUAGAAGGAUGAUCAAUGGAAACAGGAUGCACCUGAGCUCAAUUUCGAGUCUCAUAGCAAAGGAUCUGAAUACUUACGGAAAUAAGGUAUGUCUGUUUUUUCUGUUUUAAUAAAUUAGCAAACCUUUCUAAAAACCUGUUUUAAUUUCUUCAUUAUGGGGUAUUGCGUGUAGAUUGAGGAUUUGUAUUUAUUUAAUACAUUUUAGAAUAAGGCUGUAAUGUAACAAAAUGUGGAAAAAGUCAAGGGGUCUGAAUACUAUCUGAAGGCGCUUAGUGGGCUUCUGUCCCAAAACAUUGUUAUCGGGCCUAAAAUGUGUUCUCAGUUGGUCUCUAAUGUGACAUAAUGGCAUCGGCUUCUGUUAAUCAUUAUAUCAACUGAUAUCCUCACAGUAUGUUUUAACAAUAUGUUAUAUAUACUUGUUUUGUCUUGUAACAGUUGUUAUAUAUUUUUUAUUUUAUGCACAUUAAGAUGAUUAUUGUAUAAUGAAAGCGCUUUACAAAUGUAAUAUAUGAUUAUUAAUAUUAUUACUAUUGUUGCAGGAGAGGUUGAAAGCCCUCACCGACAUUGUGUGGCCGGAGAUAGCUCUACUCGUCAAGGAAAGGAUCCAACAGGCCAGAGAAGAAGGUAUGUUGCUGAUUGAUAUGUGUCAAAGUUGUGUGUGUAUGUAUGUAUUUUUGUGUGUGUGUGUGCCUUCACCUGUGUGUACAGACAGUGGGUUUGUGUUCCCCUGUAGCUCAGUUUGUAGAGUAUGGCGCUUGCAGCGCCAGGAUAGUAGGGUUCUAUUCCCGGGACCACCAGUACGUAAAAUGUUAACACGCAUGACUAAGUCGCUUUGAAUAAAAGCGUCUGCUAAAUGGCAUAUAUUAUUAGUAUUAUAUUAUUCCCCCCAGGUAAACAGGUGUGUGUGGUGGACGCAGCUGUGCUGCUGGAGGCCGGCUGGACGGACAUCGUGCACGAGGUCUGGGUCGCCAUCAUUCCUGAGGAAGAGGUAACCCACAUCUGUACUGUGAACAUCUGAGAAAUAACCUAAUCGAUACAGUGCCCUUUGCACAUUUUUCAUUGUGUUGCCUUACACAACCUGGGAUUUAGGCACAGGGUUUUUCAUAACUCCUCUACACAACCUUGUCCUCAAUGUGAAAACAAACCAGAACAUUUUUAAUUGAAAAUAGUGAACGAAAUGGUGCAACGGUCUAAGGCACUGCAUCUCAGUGCUUGAGGCGUCACUACAGACCCCCUGGUUCGAUUCCAGGCUGUAUCACAACCGGCCGUGAUUGGGAGUCCCAUAGGGCGGUGCACAAUUGGCCCAGCGUCGUCCGGGUUUGGCGGGUGUAGGCCGUCAUUGUAAAUAAGAAUUUGUUCUUAACUGACUUGCCUAGUUAAAUAAAGGUUAAAUAAAAAAUAAAAUAAAAAUUAAGCGGUGCUAGUUCAAUUACAUUAACAUUUUACAUUUGAGUAAUUUAGCAGAUGCUCUUAUCACAGUCACCGCAAGUAGACCCUUGCAUAACAUCUAAUGCUAAAAGACAAAACACUGAUACAGACACUUUAAUUUUUUAUCCACCCCAACCCUCCUACCCUCCAGGCAGUGUCUCGGAUCACUGCAAGGGACGGUGUCAGCCAAGAGGACGCUGUGCGGCGGCUGCAGAGCCAGUGGCCCAACGCGCGGCAGGUGGCGCAGGCCAACGUGGUGCUCUGCACUCUGUGGGAGCCCGAGAUCACCCAGAGACAGGUAAGGAGGGGAGCGAGAGACCAGGGUCUUGUUCAUUAGGAACCAAAAGGAAGAAAACAAGGAGGGACUGGUCCAUUUUACAUCGCAAAACAUUUUGUUACUGUAUGCCCUAAUGAACAUGACCAAGGGCAAAGCCAGACACACUGACGGGGAAAAUGGCUUGAUAAAGCACCUUCAAAACAUUUUUAGUCAUUUAGCAGACGCUCUUAUCCAGAGCGACUUACAGUUAGUGAGUGCAUAAAUUUUUUCAAAACGUUCUGAAAUGUUUACCAUCCACGCAUAAAGGCUUCUUGAAUUUAUUUAUUUUUCAUAGGAACGAUCGUUUUUUAUUUAUGUAUCUUAGGCUGCGUCCAGAUUCUCCACCCUUCUUCUAAAGUGGGCACGCUACUUGCACACUUCCAAUCAGGGAUUAAAAAGUAUUGGAUUGGUGUAAACAUUGGUUGGAGGGAGUUUCCACUAAAGCUUACCGUAUGCUUCCAAGUCGAAACAGUUUGAAUAAACAGUGGCUUGUGAAAAUAUUCACCACCCUUGGCAUUCUUCCUAUUUUGUUGCCUUACAACCUGGAAUUAAAAUUGUUUUUUUGGGGGGUUUUAUCAUUUGAUUUACACAACACGCCUACCACUUUGAAGAUGCAAAAUAUUUUUUAUUGUGAAACAAGAAAUAAGACAAAAAAACAGAACUUGAGCGUGCAUAACUAUUCACCCCCCCAAAGUCGAUAGAGCCACCUUUUACAGCAAUUACAGCUACAAGUCUCUUGGGGUAUGUCUCUAUAAGCUUGGCACAUCUGGCCACUGGGAUUUUUUCCCAUUCUUCAAGGCAAAACUGCUUCAGCUCCUUUAAGUUGGAUGGGUUCCGCUGGUGUACAGCAAUCUUUAAGUCAUACCACAGAUUCUCAAUUGGAUUGAGGUCUGGGCUUUGACUAGGCCAUUCCAAGACAUUUAAAUGUUUCCCCUUAAACCACUCGAGUGUUGCUUUAGCAGUAUGCUUAGGGUCAUUGUCCUGCUGGAAGGUGAACCUCCGUCCCAGUCUCAAAUCUCUGGAAGACUGAAACAGGUUUUCCACAAGAAUUUCCCUGUAUUUAGUGCCAUCCAUCAUUGCUUCAAUUCUGACCAGUUUCCCAUUCCCUGCCGAUGAAAAACAUCCCCACUGCAUGAUGCUGCCACCAACAUGCCUCACUGUGGGGAUGGUGUUCUCGGGGUGAUGAGAGGUGUUGUGUUUGCGCCAGACAUAGCGUUUUCCUUGAUGGCCAAAAAGCUCAAUUUUAGUCUCAUCUGAUCAGAGUACCUUCUUCCAUAUGUUUGGGGAGUCUCCCACAUGCCUUUUGGCGAACACCAAACGUGUUUGCUUAUUUUUUUCUUUAAGCAAUGGCUUUUUUCUGGCCACUCUUCUGUAAAGCCCAGCUCUGUGGAGUGUACAGCUUAAAGUGGUCCUAUGGACAGAUACUCCAAUCUCCACUGUGGAGCUUUGCAGCUCCUUCAGGGUUAUCUUUGGUCUCUUUGUUGCCUCUCUGAUUAAUGCCCUCCUUGCCUGGUCCGUGAGUUUUGGUGGGCGGCCCUCUCUUGGCAGGUUUGUUGUGGUGCCAUAUUCUUUCAAUUUUUUAAUAAUGGAUUUAAUGGUGCUCCGUGGGAUGUUCAAAGUUUUAUAACCCAACCCUGAUCUGUACUUCUCCACAACUUUGUCCCUGACCUGUUUGGAGAGCUCCUUGGUCUUCAUGGUGCCGCUUGCUUGGUGGUGCCCCUUGCUUAGUGGUGUUGCAGAUUCUGGGGUCUUUCAGAACAGGUGUAUAUAUACUGAGAUCAUGUGACAGAUCAUGUGACACUUAGAUUGCACACAGGUGGACUUUAUUUAACUAAUUAUGUGACUUCUGAAGGUAAUUUGUUUUACCAGAUCUUAUUUAGGGGCUUCAUAGCAAAGGGGGUGAAUACAUAUGCACAGACCACUUUUCCGUUAUUUAUUUUUUUAUACUUUUUUGAAACAAAUAAUUAUUUUCAUUUCACGUCACCAAUUUGGACUAUUUUGUGUAUGUCCAUUACAUGAAAUCCAAAUAAAAAUCAAUUUAAAUUACAGGUUGCAAUGCAACAAAAUAGGAAAAAUGCCAAGGGGGAUGAAUACUUUUGCAAGGCACUGUAUUAUGACAAAAUGUUGUGACGUUUUGGUGUUCGGCCGGGGUUUUUUCAGCUCUUCGGGCACACAAAUGUAUUUCUUGAGGCAAGCCGGAGUUCGGUAGCCGAAGUCUACGUCCCUUCGUCAGUGAUUGCUCGACAUUAGGGAUUCUUCAUUGAAGUGUUUGUUGUCAUUCAACAACAGAUUACUAGUUUUCAUGCAUAUUUUUUCACUUUAGAAAUACUGCACUUAGUUAGAUAUGAAGUUGCGCGAUUAAGACCUCUGUAAAAAUUAAUGACGGAGUUCUUGAUUUAUCUUUAGAUUGAUUCGGACUAUUUUGAGGACGUGUUACUGUAUGUUGUUGCUACGGCGUCUCAAGAGGGGAAAAACUAAAAAAAUGUUUUUCUUGUUUUUCAAGCAAAUGUCUUUUUAAGGCAUUAUACGAGGCACUGACGUUCACUUUGCGUAGCCGAGUUCUGCUAGGAGCAAACCGAACCUAGUAUGCGGACGCCUUUAGGGGGUGAGUACUCGGACAAAACGAGUAUUGUAACGGAUGUGGAGUAUUUUUAGUAAUUAUCCAUGAUCUGGAUUUUUUUUGUUGCAGCCAGCACGCAUCUCUCUCAUUUCACCCAAAUAGUGCGAAGGACUGUGUGCUCUAAAUAACUGUCUAGUUCUGCUGUCUGUAAAGAAAUUGGCUGUCGUAGGUUGAUCCUGCUGCUACGAUUGGAUAGACCAAAGCUUUAUCUCCAUUCACUUACUCUUCAUCGCUUGAUAUUUUACUGGUCACUCUUCCAUGUUAUGCUCCGAUCACUUAGAUUGCUACUGCCUGCUGCUGCUAUGAUAAAUCAGCAAGCUAUCAAUGUGGAUAAUAUCUAACAAGCGGAGGAAGGGUAGGAAAAAAAUAUGAAAGGCUGAUGCACAUUCUCAAGGGUUAAAGUCCCCACGUUACUGCGACAGAUUUCUGUCAUGGAUUUUGUAUUUUACAUUUUUAUUGAAAAGGAUUGGACUUGGUCAAACGUGCAGUUUAAUACAUGUACAAAAUUAUCCUCUUUCCUUAAAAGCAAGAAGGUCAUGUCAUUUUUACAUGGAAGGGGAGGUUAACUUGGCCCUGCAGACUAUCGAUCUGAGAUCGACUUAAGUUUCCGUCAUGGGAUUUUUUUGUUGUUGCUUUAACCCCUGCGUUCUGACUGAGUGACAGCAAACUCAUCUACCCGCUGCAAGUUUUGAGAACACACACAAGUCCGCUUCUCCUGAUCUGCAGCUUCCUUGGUUUAUAUGAAAGUGCAGGGAGACGAUUAGGUAUUGCCAACCUCUACUUAGGCAUUUUAAAACUCUGUUUUUCCAAUUACUAGGAUCAUCACUGUGAAUUUACGGAUACAAAUACGAGUAUGGCCAGAUCGGCACACCCCUGGUUUCCACCAUUGUUAAAUCCAUGACGGGAUGGAAGUGCACACUUUGGGAAAAGAGUGAAGAAUCGGGACACAGCUUACACAUUAACGUUUCACAACCAAGUAUUUUCAUUAUAUGGCUUUCAGGGAGGAUAUAGAUACCAGUCAAUGCAUUGUAUAAACAAACCAUUUCUCACGUCUUCUUUUGCAUUUCAAUCCCAGGUACGGAAGGCAUGGGAUCUCCUUCAGAAGCGGAUCCAACAGAGAUGGGAAGGAGCGAAGCCACCGUCCUGAGCCAGACCUCCAUACACAUACACCACCUCAACAGUGAACUGCACACACACCGACUGUAAAGCCCUGCAAGGGAUGAGGGUGGCUCCAAAACGGCCAGGGUGCAAUCAUGUUAGGGACGUCUGCCUUAAAAGGAGCGCCACAACGGUUGCUUUGGUGUGCCAUCGCAACCACAAACCCCCCACGGAGGAUCUUACACCUGCAAAAGACGCUGGAGCCAUACUUGCGAACAUUAGAAAAAUGUAAACAGUUUCUCCGUCUUAAUGCACAUCAGCCAAUUAAAAUCAUUAAUAGAACGCUACAUUG
This is a messenger RNA of Coregonus sp. 'balchen', 19057 nucleotides long. The record is from the annotation of a GenBank genome assembly. NCBI's taxonomy places the organism in Eukaryota, Metazoa, Chordata, Actinopteri, Salmoniformes, Salmonidae.